AUUAAAUUAUAAUUUAUAGCUAUUAUACAUUUUUUUUUACCAUUUCAUAAUGCCUACUUGUUGCGUUGUUCCAAAUUGCAAAUCUCGAGGAAGUACUGAUAGCGAUUUCCACUUUUUUACGUUUCCAAUUAAUGAUGGAAUUCGUUUGGAAAAAUGGAUGUUGGCUAUAAAUCGUCAAGGAUUUAUACCAAAGAAGUCGAGCCGAAUAUGUAACAUCCAUUUUUUAAAAACAGAUUUUGUUGAUAGUCCAGGAGGCAGUUACAAGUUAAAACUUAAGCCCAAUAGUGUGCCAUCAGUUUUUCCUGGCAGACCUGUAGCAUCAACUUCAAUAUCCAGUGAAUCACCUAUGCAGCAGUCAGAUAUCUUAAUUACGACACCAACAAGAAAGCGACCAUUAUUAUCGUCAAGUGAUGAUGAUAAUAAAGACAAGUCAUGGGUUGGUCAUGGACAGAAACUAAGAUGCCAAAAGCAACAAGUUCCCCUGUACUAA
Aphis gossypii (cotton aphid) is the source of this 490-nucleotide messenger RNA. RefSeq names its product THAP domain-containing protein 8-like. Bases 50 to 490 code for a protein of 146 amino acids. NCBI's taxonomy places the organism in Eukaryota, Metazoa, Arthropoda, Insecta, Hemiptera, Aphididae. The record is from RefSeq and is a predicted model, not a curated record. The transcript is spliced from 3 exons.